UGUGGUUCAGUCUAAGCAAGUACAGAUGAACUAGUUUUUCUACAUGUGCUGCUCAGACUCCAUUACAGUUUUUGUCUCAGCUCAGAAACUUCUGCAGCUUUCUUCUUACUCUGCCGGAAUGUUUCUUGCAAAGGCAUUCCUAGAAGGGGCAGAUAAAGGAGGUUUUGGAGAAGCACUCGGAGGCCUCCUUGGUGGAGGAGGGCAAAGAGGAGGAGGAAAUAUUGGAAACAUUGUUGGGGGAAUUGUAAACUUCAUCAGUGAAGCUGCAGCAGCUAAGUAUACACCUGAACCACCACCCCCUUACCAGCACUUUGCAAAAGUUGAAGCCAGUGAAAGUGAUGAAGUUAGACAGUUUCGUCGAAUCUUUUAUCAGCUGGCUGGAGAUGACAUGGAAGUGAGUGCCACUGACUUGAUGAACAUUCUCAACAAGAUUAUUUCUAAGCACCCAGAACUGAAUUCAGAAGGCUUUAGCCUUGAUACUUGCCGGAGCAUUGUAGCUGUCAUGGAUAGUGAUACAACAGGAAAACUAGGAUUUGAGGAAUUUAAGUACCUGUGGACAAACAUCAAGAAAUGGCAAUGUGUCUACAAGCAGUAUAACACUGACCAUUCCACUUCUCUUGGGCAAAUGCAGCUGAAGCAAGCUAUUCAGGCAGCAGGCUUCCAGCUAAAUGAGCAACUUUACCAAAUGAUUAUCCGUAGAUAUACUGAAGACGAUGGAAGCAUGGAUUUUAACAACUUCAUUAGCUGCCUGGUACGUCUAGAUGCCAUGUUUCGUGCCUUUAAGUCACUAGAUGGAGAUCAAGAUGGACAAGUUCAAGUAAAUAUUCAAGAAUGGCUGGAACUGACUAUGUAUUCCUGAAAUAAAUGCUGAGAAGACACAGUCCUGCCUUGAGGAUAGGACUGCUCUAAAACUAGGUGUGUCUGUCUGGGAUAGGGCAUGGUAGCUGCUGGUUGUCUACUCUGCAGUUUCUGAAAUCUUGUACAGGGCUUUAUUGCUUCAUUAAA
Dromiciops gliroides (monito del monte) is the source of this 1005-nucleotide messenger RNA. It is a transcript of the gene CAPNS2, whose product is annotated as calpain small subunit 2. NCBI's taxonomy places the organism in Eukaryota, Metazoa, Chordata, Mammalia, Microbiotheria, Microbiotheriidae. The coding region runs from base 44 to 859 and encodes 271 amino acids. The record is from RefSeq and is a predicted model, not a curated record. Gene Ontology annotation, molecular function: calcium ion binding. The transcript has a single exon.